Molecule: messenger RNA, 2408 nt
Organism: Cadophora gregata
Lineage: Eukaryota; Fungi; Ascomycota; Leotiomycetes; Helotiales; Ploettnerulaceae
Exons: 1
Coding region: 328-2304 (658 amino acids)
Cellular component (GO): eukaryotic translation initiation factor 2B complex
Molecular function (GO): translation initiation factor activity; guanyl-nucleotide exchange factor activity; translation initiation factor binding
Source: RefSeq, a predicted model, not a curated record
GGGGGAAAGCUGCGCCGAAGAAGAACGGCCCUUCUGCUGCGAAGAAGGUCGAGGAUGAUAGAGAAGAGACUCUGCAAGCUGUGGUAUGGAAUCAUUCUCGGUGACAUGGGCAACGGCCCUCGUAGGCUGACUUGUCUUUCUAGGUACUUGCAGAUUCGUUCGAGACCAGAUUCAAUCCUUUCACAACAGAGACUCCAAGAGUAAGCGAUUCUGGUCCUACUCUCUACAAUAGGGUGUGUGCGAGGACAUACAGUGGCUAAUAUAUCCCAGUGCCUCCUUCCACUGGCCAACACCCCCCUCAUCGAAUACACCCUCGAAUUCCUUGCCAUGUCAGGAGUGGCAGAUAUAUACAUCUACUGCGGCGCGCACACUGCAGAAGUAGAACGCUACAUCCAAGCCUCAAAAUGGCAUCCCUCAUCCGCCGCCUCGCCAUUUAACUCCCUAGAAAUCGUCAAGACGACCGCACGUUCCGUGGGAGAUGCAAUGCGGGAUCUCGACUCUCGGGACCUCAUUACGGGAGAUUUCUUGCUUGUGCACGGCGAUCUGGUCUCAAAUCUACCAAUUGAUGCUGCGCUCGCAGCUCAUAGAGCGAGGAGGAUCGCCGACAAGAAUGCGAUUAUGACGAUGAUACUACGAUCAGGAGGCCUGGAUACACAUCGUACAAAAUCGAAGGGCAUUACGCCUAUUUUUGUAGUAGAUCCUACAAAGAGCAGAUGUCUUCACUACGAGGAGAUGAACCCGUUACAAGCGAACAAGUAUGUCAAUAUUGACCCGGAAUUGCUGUCCGACCACCACGAACUCGAGAUCAGGACUGAUCUGAUCGAUUGUGGGAUCGAUAUCUGCACGCCUGAUGUGCUAGCGCUAUGGGCUGAGUCCUUCGAUUACGAGGUCCCCAGAAGGCACUUCUUACAUGGCGUGCUGAAGGAUUAUGAGCUGAAUGGAAAGACGAUACAUACGGAGGUUGUGGAGGAGCACUACGCUGCGCGAGUUUUUAACUUGCAAUCGUAUGAGGCCGUGAGUAAGGAUGUGUUAGGGAGAUGGACAUAUCCUUUGGUUCCCGACAGCAAUCUUCUCGCGGACCAGAGCUACAGUUUUGAGCGCGGUGGACUUUGCAAAGAGAAUGGUGUGAUUUUGGCCAGGACAUGCAAAGUGGGAAAACGAACCGUGAUUGGGAAAGAUACGAGCAUUGGGGAUGGAAGUGUCGUUUCCAAUAGUAUCAUCGGGCGGCGAUGCCAUAUUGGGAAGAACGUCACCAUUCACAACACCUACAUCUGGGAUGAUGUGGUGAUAGGCGAUGGUUCGACAGUCGAAAGAGCAAUCGUUGCCAGCGAAGCCUCAAUUGGACGGAGUUGCAAGGUCCAGCCAGGAGCACUCAUCUCAUACCGUGUGCGGAUAGCAGACAACCAAGGAGUGAAAGAGAACUCACGGAUCACCUGCGCGAAGAGGAAAUCAGACGACUACGCAGAAGACUCACCUCUCGUAUCAGUACCAACCGACACAGCAAUAGUAGGCGAAGGCGGCUCCGGCUACGGCUUUGACGACGACUCAGACGCUGAAGACGAAGCUACGGUCUUCCACAACAGCCUCAUCUACAGCACUUCCCACCUCAAUAUCUCAAGCGAGUCCAUAUCCACGAUCUCCUCGUCCAUCAGCGCCGCCUCGCCCCACGAAGGCCGUUCCCGACACUCCAGCUUCGCAGGCAGCAUCUCCGAAGAUGGCGACGGUAAUCCUUCCUCGAACGAGAAUUUCCACCACGAUGCCGUAGCAGGACUUCUCGAUGCCCUGAAAGAAGGCGGGGACUUCGGUGCUGCCAGGUUAGAGUUUAUGGGGCUCAGACUGGGCAAUGACGCGACGGAUCACCAGAUGCGUAGAGCCAUCGCAGUUGCCUUCACCAAGCGCAUCACACAACUCGUCGAAGGUCAAAAAAUGGAAGCUAGCAAAGCGGCCUCCCUCGCCUUUUCUUCGCCUGGAGCAGAAUCCUUCCUCAAAGAAGUCGCUGUGGGAUCUGACAAGAAAGAAGACGAUCAAGUUGACUUUAUAGGCUGCUUGCAGAAAGACCUGGUGCAUCGGAAUAACGGGGCUGUGAUACUCGCUGCUGUCAGUCAGAAACUGUAUCAGUUGGAGGUCCUCGAGGAAGAGGCGUUCUUGAGGUGGUGGGAAGAGAGUGAGGACUUAGGAGAGGCGGAAGAUAAGGAGAUGAAGAGGGUUAGGGAAAAGACGGGAGUCUUUGUGGAGUGGCUGAAGAGCGCGGAGAGCGAAGAGGAGAGUGAUGAGGAGAGUGGGAGUGGGGAGGAGAGUGAUUAGAUUAGACAUAUCUAUUGUAGAGUUUUUUGAGAAGUGUAGAUGAGAAAAUGUGGCCUGAUGGAAAAUCGGUGAUUUAAUCAAAUGCCAUACUUUUUCCGGAUCCC